Molecule: messenger RNA, 1206 nt
Organism: Populus trichocarpa (black cottonwood)
Lineage: Eukaryota; Viridiplantae; Streptophyta; Magnoliopsida; Malpighiales; Salicaceae
Product: membrane-anchored ubiquitin-fold protein 2
Exons: 5
Coding region: 439-792 (117 amino acids)
Molecular function (GO): protein binding
Source: RefSeq, a predicted model, not a curated record
GUAAAGCUGGGAAACAAUGCUAAGUCUUGUAAGAGAGAAACCUGUCCAUUUCCAUAGUCAUAGGAGAUUGCUAAGAGAAUGCAAGAACGGAGGCAUUGACCAUAGAUAUAGAAGACUUUGAAAAGUCCGAAACAGCCUCCUUCUGGGGAUUUAUUCGAUCUCUUCUUUUCCCAUUCCUACCACUAUUGAUGCACACAUCAGUUUUUCUUCUUCUUCUCUCUUUUUUAUUCAAGCUUGGAUUUUUGAGCCAAAAAGAGAUUGGCCCAGAUCAGUUUUAAACAAAAAAGUACCCAAUUCAGAAUCUUGGUCAAAUAUUUGUCUUUGUAAGGACCCAAAUCAAGAAAUUUAGAGGGCUUGAUUUCUGAUAGAAAAUUCAAUUGAGAUAAAAGGUCCAAGUAGAGGUGGGUGCCUUGAUUUUGAAAGACUGAAUCUUUGAAAAUGGCUGUGGUGCAAGAUCAGUUAGAGAUCAAGUUUCGAUUGACUGAUGGAUCAGAUAUCGGUCCCAAAACCUUUCCGGCUGCUACAAGUGUUGCAACCUUGAAGGAAAAUAUUCUUGCUCAAUGGCCUAAAGAAAAGGAGAAUGGUCCAAGGACAUUGAAGGAUGUCAAGUUAAUUAGUGCAGGAAAAAUACUGGAAAACAACAGAACAGUAGGGGAAUGCCGGAGCCCACUGUGUGAUAUCCCUGGUGGUGUUACAACCAUGCAUGUUGUUGUUCAGCCAUCUUCUGUAGAGAAAGGGAAGAAAGGGGCAAAUCAAGCAAAGCAAAGCAAAUGCGUUUGUGUUAUAUUAUAAUUUGCACCACCAAGAGCAGGAAUGACAUAAAGGAAGAGAGUUUGGUGCUGUUAUGAGAUAACAAAGUUAGCAAGUUGUGGAUUUGAUGAGAAGCAAUGACAUUAUGAACUUUUAUAAUAGAUCAUACAUAGGUCAGGUCAUACCCAACCCAUUUGGUAUACGAUGAUUGUAGUUAAGUCAAUUCAACUCUACUUUGAGGCAACUAAAUCUCAUAUUUAGUUGAAAAUUUCACACAGGCACGUAUCCCAGAUUUUACAUUUUGAAUUUGUGUCACCUUGUCAUGUUUCGGUCAUAGUUGUACAAUCUGAGUAGGUAUUACAAUUCAUGUUGGCGGUCAUCAUUUACCUAGUUGAAUGAUGAAAAGCUCAUGACUGUUCUGGAAUGCAAUAAAAUUCUUGUUUCAUUCUUGAUCAA